Messenger RNA from Phlebotomus argentipes, 2088 nucleotides. Its product is annotated as zinc finger protein 883-like. The transcript is spliced from 3 exons. The record is from RefSeq and is a predicted model, not a curated record. Gene Ontology annotation, molecular function: RNA polymerase II cis-regulatory region sequence-specific DNA binding; DNA-binding transcription activator activity, RNA polymerase II-specific. The coding region runs from base 185 to 2080 and encodes 631 amino acids. Gene Ontology annotation, cellular component: nucleus. Gene Ontology annotation, biological process: regulation of transcription by RNA polymerase II. NCBI's taxonomy places the organism in Eukaryota, Metazoa, Arthropoda, Insecta, Diptera, Psychodidae.
CACUAAGUGCUCUUGCUAGAAAUGGUGAUGAUUGUUUUGUUUACAAUGGAAAAAUAAACUAAAACUAGUUGAAAAACCCUAAAAAAUGGGUUGAUUUUAAAUCAAACUUAAUUCUUUUGUGUCUAAUGUGUCUGUGUUUGUACAACUACCAGAAAAUAGUCAAAUCAGCAUUGCUUUGAAGAAAAUGACCACUCCUGUUGUUGAAUUUUGCACAGUGAACAACAUUACAGUGACUAUUCCUGUCUCAUCUCUUCUGAUAACUCAACAAGUGCCUGUUCUUCCGGACAGGAAAGAUGCUGAAGACGGAAUUGCAGGAAAAUCUCAAAUCACUUCUGAACCGCUGAAUAUCAAUAGCAAAUGUGAUACUGCAGAAACCCCAGGAAAUACUAACAUUCCAAAAGUAGAAUGUGAUCAAGUAUUUGAAGCGAGGCUUUGUGAUAAAGAAAAAUCCUGGAGAAGAAGAAAAAGAUCAGAUGACAAGUGUCUAUGCUUUGAGUGCUUGGAUAGCUUCUCACUAAUCUCUGAUUUGCAUAAACACACUCUGAAGAAUCAUCCAUCAGAUUCCCAGAAUUUCCAUCAGUGUUUCUUCUGUCCAGGAAAGUUUGCCGACAAGGAUUCUCUUCUUCGUCAUGUUCUCGUCCAUGAGAGUGAAGAAUACCACGAGUGUCCUGACUGUUCGGCAGUUUUUGUGGAAAUUGGGACUUUUCUUCAUCACAUGGACAAUCAUCAAGACAAGUCAGGGACUUUGAGAGUAUCAAAUGAUGAGGAAACAGUUGCAAAUCCUCCCGAAAGCAGAGAAGAAGACCGAAUGCCUAAAGUCCAGAGGAAGAGGAAGAAUGAUGCUCAAGGAACUCUUCAGUGGCAGAAGAGAGACAACAAAGUUCGUCCCUUCACCUGCAAUCUCUGUGAUCGAUCAUUCACUCUGGCCAGCACGAUGGCGCUGCACAAGAAGCGCACGCACUUGGGAAUUCGCCCUCACGAGUGUCCGAAAUGUGGCUGGAAAUUCGCCCAAUCCAGCGAUCUGACCAAGCACAUGCGGAGGCACACAGGAGAUCGUCCGUACAGAUGUGAAUUCUGCGGAUUGGCCUUCACUCAGCUCCGGAAUCUCAAGAAUCACGCCAAGACGCACACUGAGGAGCCAAGAUCGUGCAAAUAUUGUGAGAAAGUAUUCACCAUCGACACGAGUCUGCAGGCUCAUCUGAGGAAGCACGAAGGAUCCGAGGCUGAGCCGUGCGAGGUCUGCGGCGUUCCCUUUACGCAAGCCCGUGAUCUGGAGCAUCACAGGCGACGACAUCACCGGGAGAGUCGCCCGCACAAGUGCUCGAGUUGCGACAAGAGAUUCGGGAAGAAGUGCGACAUGAUAAAACACCAGCGAAUCCACACGGGAGAGAAGCCUUUCGCCUGCUCAAUUUGCCAGAAGUCCUUCACGCAUCCCACGAGUCUCCGGAACCACGCGGCUGUGCAUUCGGGCGAAAAGCCCUUCCAGUGCUCCGUCUGCGGCCGCGCCUUUGCCUUCGCCGGCAACCUGAAAGUCCACAUGCGCUCACACACCGGCGAGCGUCCCUUCGAGUGCACCGUGUGCCAGAAGACCUUCUCGCGCUCGGCCAAUCUCAACGAACACCUGAAGAUUCACACGGGCGAGAAGUCGUACAGGUGUGAUUUGUGCGGCAAAGCCUUCACGAAUUCCUCCACAUUCUCGAAGCACAAGAAGAUCCACUCUGGCGUGCGUCCGCACAGCUGUCCACUCUGCUCCAAGGCCUUCAUCCAGUACGCUCAUCUGGCCAAACAUCUGCGCAUUCACACCGGCGAGAAGCCCUACAAGUGCACCAUUUGCGGCAAGUUCUUCAGACGCACAGACACUCUGGCCAGUCACAUGAAGACCCAUCGCAAGGCUGAGCAUCUCAAAGACACGCCAUCGGAAGCGCUCCACUUCACCUUCGCCGUACCUGCUGAUGAGAUGGGCGGACAAGUGUCUGGGGAAUUCACACCUGAUCAGUCUGUCAGAGUCAUGCAAUCGCAGGAAGCCACCUUUGACUACAUCUCUCCUGACAAUUCCACCCUCCUCAUCACACAUCUCUGAUAACCAGG